Syngnathus acus (greater pipefish) is the source of this 2786-nucleotide messenger RNA. RefSeq names its product inturned planar cell polarity protein (gene intu). Gene Ontology annotation, molecular function: protein binding. Gene Ontology annotation, biological process: establishment of planar polarity; vesicle-mediated transport; cilium assembly. Gene Ontology annotation, cellular component: cilium; cytoplasm. The record is from RefSeq and is a predicted model, not a curated record. The coding region runs from base 380 to 2611 and encodes 743 amino acids. The transcript has 18 exons. Lineage: Eukaryota; Metazoa; Chordata; Actinopteri; Syngnathiformes; Syngnathidae.
CGUGUGAAAUUUGAGUCAACAACAAGCAGGAAUUUCAGACCAAUUUCAAGAAUUAAAUUAGGCAUUUCCGAUAUACUCAAUUGCGAAGAGAAUAAUAAGGACAUUUCGUGAUGAUAUAUACGAAGAGAAUAAUCAGGACAUUUUGUGAUGAUAUAACGCAGUUCGGGCUCAACUGUGACGUCACCAAGGCGACAGCGCUGUGUUCCGCGCGAGACUGGAUCAUUUAAAAGAAGUCGAAGUUCCUGAGUUUUUCCUCCUUAAAUAGUGACUUACUUACGAAACCUGUGCUGCGCAGUACCGUGGACGCCACACCUGAGGGAAGGGAGCUCUUCCGACAUGGCGGGUGGCCUUUUGUUUUGAUGACUGUCGCGGGGACAAUAUGUCAUCGAGCAAUGACCCGCAACCCGAAUGGCCGGACAACGUCCAGAAAAAUGGCGAGCUCUUCUAUUUGGAGCUGAGCCAAGAAGAAGAGGAGGCUGCGGCCGACCAAAGUUUGCGGGCUCGGAUCUCGGAAAGAAAACGUGAGUCCGGGAAUCGAGGAGACACGAGGGAGGGCUGGAUGCCAUCAAAGACGCAGCUCAGGACCGCGUGCGUCUACCUCAACCCGAAACGCGUCGGUGACUCGGGUGCUCUCCCUCUGCUGGAGGCUUUGCUCGGGGUGGUGCGUCGUCCAGGUAAGCGGAAUGGCGCCGCGAUCGGACGGGAGGAAAGACUGACGGUGGACGGCCUGAUUCCCGGCGGCCCGGCCAGCAAGUGCGGUCACGUCCUAAUCGGCGAUGUCCUCGUUGCCGUGGGCAACGUGGAGGUGAACGCUGAAAACAUCGAGCAAGUUCUGGCGGGCAUUGCGGAACCAUCUCAGGUGAGGCUGACCUUGGCGACACCCUGGAGUACGAGUCGCGCUGCCGCACCUUCCAUCAGCCCGCCGACGCGUCCGCUGCUCGGGGAUGACGCGUCCGAAACGCAGACGUUUGCCGCGCGCAUCCCGCACGCGCUCAUGUACCUCUCGCUCAAAAUGGACACCAAGUCCCCGCAGGACGAGGAAGAGAUCCUGUACCAGUACCCGGCGUCGGAGGCGGCCGCCCGGCUCAAGGGCGCCAGAGGGAUCUUCUUGACGCUGUGCGACAUGCUGGACAGCGUCACGGGAGCUCACGUGGUCAGUUCCACGCUGCUGCUGGACAAGCAUCUGGUGCACGUGGGCUACUGGAAAGAAGGCCACGCCCUGCUGGUGCUUGGACUUCCUGCUGAGAGGGUUCCUUUGCUGAGUCUGCAAUCCCUGGUGGGCGAUGUCGUGCGGACGUUACGAUUCACGCAUGGAUCCUUGGAAAGGGCCUUCGGCAGGACGGAGGGCACGGCGCAGCUGGACCACUUCUUCCGUUUGUUCUUCCUGCGGAUCCUACGACCGUCAGAUUCUCCCCCGGCGCCGCCCGCUGACGACUCCGAGAACAUCUUCCUGGACGGGCUGCCGGCCGUGCGCUGGCUCACGCUGCCCGUACAAGUCAAAACAAACGUGGACUCUGUGCUCAGUGACUUUGAGGCCUCUGAUUUUGGAGAAAUGUCGGAGGACUCCUUUGGCCUGAGGCGUCUCUACGGGAUCCUGGGCUCGUGUCUCUUCUACAAGUCGUACCUGAUCGCCAGUCAUCUCCCUAAAGAGGUUCUGCUGGACGUGUGUCUGUACAUGCGCCACUACCGCCUGCUGUCCGCCGAGUGGCGGCGGCGGCGGACGGGCCAACUGCUCAUCUGGCGCGAGGUCUUUCUUCAGGGUCCCCUUCCACGACGACACUUCCUUCUCAUCGUGGGCUUGGGCUGCUGGCUGCAGUGUGUGCUGCUGGAGGCCAGAGGCUGCGCGAGGCAUUCCGAUGCAUCUCCGGGCCCCGAUUGCGUUUACGUAGAUCAGGCCAAGGCCACGCUGCUACGAUUGGAGAUUCUGGAGGAAGCUGUCGAAGAUCGCCUGAGCGCCCCCGCUGCUCCGCGCCUGUUCUGUGCAGACUGGUUCCUCCAAGCUGGCCCGUCCCAGGCCCAUCUAGACGGCCCGUUUGGGGAGAAGACCCAAGAUUGGCGGGGUGAGGGACACACGGACACCGGGGCCCAGUGGACAAAGCGCUCCAACCCGUUCUACCUGAGCGCACUCAUGAAGACUCUGAGUAGGAGGGAUGCGGACGAGAUGCCCAGCGCCAGCAGACUGAGCGUCGGUGCCGAGAACAUCUUGUUCCACUACUUGCUCAUGGAAACGGUCCAGGGGAUCUUCAUCGCGCCCACGCUAACGGACGAGGCUCAGCUCGGCGGAUCCGUUCACCCGUUGCUCGUUCGCAACUUUCACCGCUGCUGCCUGUCCAUUCGGGCCGUGUUCAAAGAAAACAUGUCGCUGCAAGGGCAGCGGGCGGCUGGGCGGUCUGGUGGCGUGGGCCUGGUCCAAGAGCACGGAGUCUUGUUCCAGUUUCUACCUGAAAACUGGACAGAACAGAGGAAAGCCGCACCCACCCUGACGUACUGGGUCAUCGGGCGAUUGUUGCUGGAGCCCGUUCCUCAAGAGUUCUAUGUGUGCUUUCACGACUCUGUACCGGAGGUUCCUGUGGAGAUGGCCUUCAGGCUCUCUUUUGGUUUGGCCACUUGAUGGAGUGACUUAGUUUGAGAUUGGUUUUGACGGUUGUUGUUUUUUUCUUUUUAAAUACUUUUAGUAGUUUUUGUUUUUCAAAAAUACUUUAAUUUGAUUUUUUUUUUUUUACAUAUGUGGAGUAUCUGACUAUUGCGAGAAUAACGAUUAAAAAAAGCAUUGUGUGAUUAUCAAA